Messenger RNA from Arctia plantaginis, 564 nucleotides. The record is from the annotation of a GenBank genome assembly. NCBI's taxonomy places the organism in Eukaryota, Metazoa, Arthropoda, Insecta, Lepidoptera, Erebidae.
AUGAUUGGCAGAAACGAGACGCCAUCGAAGAAAGCCAGAUUCUGGCAAUCCUUCGUGCGGUCUCUCAAAGGAUCGGAAGAUAUCAGGGCCGAGGAAAGGUACAGGCCUACACGCCGCAGUGUGUUCCCUGAACUCACAAGCUCUUACCCCUACACCAAGUCGAUCUACGACGACCCCAUUGGUGCUGCCGAGAGGAUCACCGUCCCCGGAUACCGUUACCUGCCCGUCCACCGCGAAGUCUACGGAUACUCCCCACGCCCGAUCUACACCCACAACUACUCCCGCAAUCUCGAAGCGUACAGGCCAAUAUAUCAUGUACCGAGGCGCGUUCGACGUGGCGUUGACCCCUUCGACGCCCACAAGGCUUGGCUGGACCAUCUUGACAGGCUGGCUGCCAUCGACCGGCUGUACCCCUCUCGCUAUGGUCUCUACCUGAAGGACCGAGCAUACCCCAUCACUGACUUGAGCGCUCCCGUUUUUAAACCCUCGCAGCCCUUGAGCCUUAAAGGCAUCGAGUAUGAGCCAGACAACAAGCCGCACUGGGGAACAGCCGCUGCGUUCUAA